Meloidogyne enterolobii is the source of this 747-nucleotide messenger RNA. The record is from the annotation of a GenBank genome assembly. Lineage: Eukaryota; Metazoa; Nematoda; Chromadorea; Rhabditida; Meloidogynidae.
AUGAUUACAAAAAAUCCGAAUACAAAUAAUUUAUUUGAUAAAAAUAUGACUGAUUUAACAAUUAAAUUAAAUAAUUUGCCUAAUAAAUUUGCGAAUUUUGUUGAAAUCAAGAAUAAAUGGGGAGAAUUGUAUUUUUUUAGGUGUUGUAAAAAUAAUUGUAUAAAUACAGACAACCCUGUUGGGAAAUGUAUUGAAGGAAGUGGAUUUGUAAAUUUAAUUGAUGAUGAAAAUAUUAAAUAUAUUAGUACUUUAAAGAAUAAAAGUUUUGAUCGACUUCCUUGGGUUUAUCCAGAAAAUUCAUUUAACAAACCGCAAAGCUGUUUAAAUUAUUCUUUAUAUUAUUUGGAAGUUAAAUGUUUAUUUGAAAGAUUAGAUGGUAAGGAAAAUUGGAUGGUUUUUGGACUUGAAGAUUGUAGUACAACAGAUUGUAUUAGAAUUAUUCCAGAGCACGCUAUGAUUCAUGAGAAUUUUCAUUCAACAUUUUCUUGGGAUAAUAAUGAUAUUUUUGGGUGUGGAAUAGUCUAUCCACCAACAAAUAAAUUAAAUGAAGAAUUUCCAUAUAUUUUCUUUACAAAAAAUGGAAAACAAAUUGGUAAAGCUAUAUUAUUAAAGGAAAAUUACGACACAUGUAGGCCAUUUCUCAUACUUAAAUGUUGUUCAAUUGAAACAAAUUUUGGAAAUAAUUUGAAGACUACCCCAUUUAAAUAUGAUGUUUCAACCCAUUUGGUUGUUAAAGAAUUUUAUUGA